CGUCCUUGUGCUUCCGGGUCAGGCGCGCGCCGGGGUCGGCUUGGGACUGGAGCCUUGGCCCUGGGCAGCGACUGGCUCGUGCAGCUUGGCGGUGAGAGCCGCCCGGCUCCCGGUCCUGCGGGCGCAGCCCCCGGCGGAGCUCUGCGGAUCGCGCCGCUGCCGUUGGGUUAGCAGGGAGCGGCCGGGCCGGCCGGGCCCCCGGAGCAGGGACGGGGGGUAACGCGCUAACAAGCCGGUGCGGCUGGCGCGGGAGCGGGCUCGCUCUCCUUGGCCCGCGUCCGCUGUCCGUGGGCGGGGCAGGUCCCGCUGAAGUUUCCCUGGAUGGAUCCCGAAGCUCCUCUGGUCCGGAGGCGACUCUGCGGAGCCCGCGGCUGAGCCCCGCGUGGCCGCUGCCUCAGUGCGGGCUGCGUGUGAUUCCUGCCUUUGGGAGCAUGUUGUCGCUUGUGACCAGGGCAGCGGGGGUCUGGGUCAGGCUGCGGCGCGCCUGUAGCACUGCUGCUUUGUUAUGCUCUCAGCCGUGCAUGGAAAAAUGCCCUGCGGAUCAUGUUGUGUUCUCCAGACCCUAUAGUUCCCAAAAGAAGGAAAAACUGGAUAUGUCUAUAUUUCCUGUUGAAAAUAUUAGAAAUUUCAGUAUCAUAGCUCAUGUAGACCAUGGCAAAAGCACUCUAGCAGACAGGCUAUUGGAAAUUACAGGAACAAUUGCUAAAACUGACCAAAAUAAACAAGUGCUGGAUAAACUGCAAGUGGAACGGGAAAGAGGGAUCACAGUUAAGGCACAGACUGCAUCUCUCUUUUACAGUUAUGAAGGAAUGAACUACCUCUUAAAUCUCAUUGACACACCAGGUCAUGUAGAUUUUAGCUAUGAAGUAUCACGGUCACUGUCUGCCUGUCAAGGUGUCAUUCUUGUAGUGGAUGCAAAUGAGGGUAUUCAAGCACAAACGAUGGCAAACUUCUAUCUUGCUUUUGAAGCACAACUGGCAAUAAUUCCUGUUAUAAACAAGAUUGACUUGAAGAAUGCAGACCCUGAAAGGGUUGAGAAACAAAUUGAAAAGCUAUUUGAUAUCUCUAAAGAUAAAUGUAUUAGGAUUUCUGCUAAACUAGGAACGAAUGUGGAAAAGGUUCUUCAGGAAGUUAUUGAAAAGGUUCCACCACCCAGUGUUAACAUUAGAGACCCAUUGAAAGCCUUGGUAUUUGACUCCACCUUCGACCACUACAGGGGUGUCAUAGCUAACAUUGCGCUCUUUGGUGGAGAGGUUCAGAAAGGACAUAAGAUUGUGUCUGCUCACACAAGGAAGACCUAUGAAGUUAACGAAGUAGGAAUUCUGACGCCAAAUGAACAGCCAACUCAUAAAUUAUAUGCUGGACAGGUGGGCUAUCUGAUUGCUGGGAUGAAAGAGGUUACGGAAGCCCAAAUAGGAGACACGCUGUAUUUACAUAAGCAGCCAGUGGAGCCUUUGCCUGGCUUUAAAUCAGCGAAACCAAUGGUCUUUGCAGGAAUGUACCCAGUAGACCAGUCGGAAUAUAACAACCUGAAAAGUGCUAUAGAAAAACUGACACUAAAUGAUUCCAGUGUAACUAUUCAUCGGGAUAGCAGCCUUGCCUUAGGAGCUGGAUGGAGGUUGGGGUUUCUUGGUCUUCUACAUCUGGAAGUUUUUAAUCAGCGCUUGGAGCAAGAAUACAAUGCAUCUGUCAUUUUGACUGCACCCACUGUUCCAUAUAAGGCUGUUCUUUCCUCAGCAAAAUUGAUAAAGGAGCACGGAAAAGAGGAGAUUACUGUUAUCAACCCUGCUGAGUUUCCUGAUAAAUCUUCAGUAUCAGAAUAUUUGGAACCAACCGUUUUGGGGACUAUCAUAACACCCGAUGAAUAUAUUGGAAAAAUCAUAACUCUGUGUCAGACUCGCAGGGCUGUUCAGAAGGACAUGAUGUACAUUGAUGAGCACAGGGUUAUGCUGAAAUAUAUCUUCCCACUGAAUGAAAUUGUGGUGGAUUUUUAUGAUGCUCUGAAAUCACUCUCUUCUGGAUAUGCUAGUUUUGAUUAUGAAGAUGCAGGAUACCAGGCAGCAGACCUUGUCAAAAUGGAUAUUCUUUUAAAUGGAAACUCUGUUGAAGAAUUGGGAACUGUUGUACACAAAGACAAAGCAUAUGCUGUUGGCAAAGCCAUGUGUGAACGUUUAAAAGAUGCUAUUCCUAGACAGUUGUUUGAAAUAGCCAUCCAGGCUGCUCUUGGCAGCAAAGUCAUUGCAAGAGAAACAGUGAAAGCUUACAGAAAGAAUGUUCUGGCAAAAUGUUAUGGUGGAGAUAUUACACGGAAAAUGAAGCUUUUGAAGAGGCAAGCAGAAGGAAAGAAAAAGAUGAGGAAAAUUGGCAACGUGGAAGUGCCCAAAGAUGCCUUUAUAAGUGUUCUAAAGAGACAAUCUGAAAAAUAGUUGGAGAUCAAAACUCUGCAACUGUGAUGCUUCUAUCUAACUUUUGCUGGGCAAAUGGCUGCAUGAGGUUAAUGUAUAACUUCUUGCUGGGGGUAUGUUUGUGUGACUUGUCAUAUUUAAUUUUGUACAGCUGGUUACAGGUAUGAGGAAUGAAUUUUAAUUGGAAGAAUGUACUUGAAUUCUACAUUUCAGAUUUUAUUACCAUACUCUAUUUUGUAAUGUGUACAAUUAAAUUCAACUAGAAUGAU
Messenger RNA from Chrysemys picta bellii (western painted turtle), 2674 nucleotides. RefSeq names its product GTP binding elongation factor GUF1 (gene GUF1). Gene Ontology annotation, molecular function: GTPase activity; GTP binding; mitochondrial ribosome binding. Lineage: Eukaryota; Metazoa; Chordata; Testudines; Emydidae. The record is from RefSeq and is a predicted model, not a curated record. Gene Ontology annotation, biological process: positive regulation of translation. Gene Ontology annotation, cellular component: mitochondrion.